Messenger RNA from Chelmon rostratus (copperband butterflyfish), 453 nucleotides. It is a transcript of the gene pla2g1b, whose product is annotated as phospholipase A2, group IB (pancreas). The transcript has 4 exons. NCBI's taxonomy places the organism in Eukaryota, Metazoa, Chordata, Actinopteri, Chaetodontiformes, Chaetodontidae. The record is from RefSeq and is a predicted model, not a curated record. Gene Ontology annotation, molecular function: phospholipid binding; calcium ion binding. Gene Ontology annotation, biological process: arachidonate secretion; lipid catabolic process; phospholipid metabolic process. Bases 1 to 453 code for a protein of 150 amino acids.
AUGAACGUGACGGCUCCUCUGACGCUGCUGCUUCUCUCUGCAGCUGGCCUGCUCAGCGGUGCGCUGCUGCCCAAAAACUUGCUGCAGUUCGGGAGCAUGAUCCAGUGCGCUCAGCCCGGCAUUAGCCCUUUCAACUACAACGAAUACGGCUGCUGGUGUGGCGUCGGGGGGAGGGGAACCCCUCGGGAUGAAGUGGACAUGUGCUGCAAAGUCCACGAUAACUGCUACGAAACGAGCAGAAAGACUCCUGGAUGCACGGCUCUCGUUGACCUUCCCUAUAUUAUCACUUAUGAUUACACCUGUUCGGCUCAGCAGGUGACCUGCUCAGCCUCCAACAACAAGUGCCAGGCUGCUGUGUGCGAGUGCGACCGGGUGGCGGCCCACUGCUUCGCUCAGGCCACGUACAACCCCGACAACAAGAACCUGGAUCCCAAAGUCCACUGUGUCAACUGA